Molecule: messenger RNA, 3109 nt
Organism: Pezoporus occidentalis (night parrot)
Lineage: Eukaryota; Metazoa; Chordata; Aves; Psittaciformes; Psittacidae
Gene: RNF166
Product: ring finger protein 166
Exons: 6
Coding region: 11-742 (243 amino acids)
Biological process (GO): ubiquitin-dependent protein catabolic process; protein polyubiquitination
Molecular function (GO): ubiquitin protein ligase activity
Source: RefSeq, a predicted model, not a curated record
CGCCGCCGCCAUGUUCCGGAGCCUGCUGGUGGCGGCGGCGCAGCGGCCUCAGGCCCCGGGCGGGUCCCCGCGGCCGCCCCCCGGCCCCGGCCCCGCGGGCGAGGCGCUGGAGGCUCAGUUCAGCUGCCCCAUCUGCCUCGAGGUGUUCCACCGCGCCGUCGGCAUCGCGGGAUGCGGACACACAUUUUGUGGGGAGUGCCUGCAGCCCUGCCUGCAAGUGCCAUCCCCUCUGUGCCCGCUCUGCCGCAUGCCCUUCGAUCCCAAGAAGGUGGAGAAGGCUUCCAGUGUGGAGAAACAGCUUUCGUCCUACAAGGCUCCCUGCAGAGGCUGCAGCAAGAAGGUGACCCUCGCAAAGAUGCGCUCUCACAUCUCAUCCUGCACGAAAGUGCAGGAGCAGAUGGCCAACUGCCCCAAGUUCGUUCCGGUUGUCCCCACAUCCCAGCCUAUUCCCAGCAACAUUCCCAAUCGCUCGACGUUUGUGUGCCCGUACUGUGGGGCCCGGAACCUGGACCAGCAGGAGCUGGUGAAGCACUGCAUGGAGAACCACCGCAACGACCCUAACAAAGUGGUGUGCCCGGUCUGCUCAGCCAUGCCUUGGGGGGACCCCAGCUACAAGAGCGCCAACUUCCUCCAGCACCUCCUUCACAGGCACAAGUUCUCCUAUGACACCUUCGUGGACUACAACAUUGACGAGGAGGCAGCGUUGCAGGCAGCCCUGGCACUGUCACUGUCCGAGAACUGAGGGUGACUGGGGAGCAUCGGACCCCCUUUUGCACACUCAGCCUUCCCACUGGGGAGGCACGGAGCUUAUCAAUCCCCUGGAGACCCGCUGCUGCUGCUCUUCCCUCUCCUCUCUGUGCACAUCCCACCUUGUUUAAGAAGGUGGAGUGUCCUUAUGUCGAGCUGGACCGGUGAGUGAGCAGAGACUUCAUGCAGGGAGGAGAGAGGAGUCGGCACCGGAGGGAUGGGACCGUUCCUCCAUUAGGCAUUUCAUACCCAUAUACAGAGUAUAUACCUGUGUCCAGAUCUAUUUAUUAUUAGAUGCUUUUUGGCACCGUUUGUCUUCAUGCUCUCUGUUGCAAUUGAAUAGGUACGUCAAACCUGGAUGCAUUUAAUGCAGAAAUGCCCUAAUUGGAACCUGCAAUCAUCCAUGUCCUUUGUGGAAAGGAAGAAAACGACACGGAGCAUCCUUUGGGUUUUGAAACUCCACAAGGUUAUUGCCAGAGACAUCGAUCUGUCCCGUCCCCAGUGCUGCUUCCUUUGCUGCCCAGGCCAGGCUGAAUCCCAGGGCAGGACAAUGGGUUCGGAGGAGUCCACAGCAAUGGCAUCCAGUGAAACUCUCACCUUUCCCAUUUUGUACCGGCUCUUGUGAUACUGAGUUCUUGCGUUUUUCUACAUGAAUCAGCGUGAUGCCUUUUCCACGUUUUAUAGAGCGGGAACAGAAGCUGUUAACUCUUCACACUGCAAUAUCCGACACUGAGGACAAGAGUAUUUUUAUGGAACAUUAUUAAGAAAGUCUAUUUUUAAAACAAAGAAUACCCCAAACACACAAACACGCUGUGGGUUUGAAAUCAGGUAGGAGGCAGUAGCCGGACCCCAGACUGAUGUUUGUGCCUGGAUGUCCUCUGGCUGUUUCUGACCCAUUCCCUUCCCUUGUUGGCAUGUUGUGAUACAGGACACGCUGGGUCAGAGCAGCACCUCUUUGGCUGCCUCUUCAGGCUGCCUUUUUGGGGAGCUGCAGCAUCACUUGUGUUCUCCAGCAUCUGCUAACCAUGUACAGGGCUAGUGGUCAGGCUUGGGAUGGCUGAGCCCUUGCAGGCAUUGCUCCGUGGCACUGCUCAGUGUGGUUUUGGUUUGUGAAGGAGCAGGCAGGUUAGUUGUGGGGUGUUGGUAUUCACUAUGGAGCAGCUGGACUGUGUCUGGGUGAUGGGUGUGCAGGAGGGAUGUCUGCCUGUGCAGGAUCCUAUCCCCAGCACUGGGCAUCUUGUCCCCCUGAAAUAGGGGAUUGCAUCUCCCUUCCUUGGGAACAGGGCACACAUGGGCAGAUGUUGAUCCAAGAGAUGCUCCAUAGCAUCCUGGUGACCUGUCCUCUUCCAUGUCCCCUUCCUGUGUGCCCUCACUUCCUGCUGCUGGUGGGGUUUGCUCUGCUGGGCUGGGAGAGGGUGGAAGUGGGAUCUCCACCUGCAGGCCUUGGUUGUGCUGCUGCCAGCCUGAGCAUGCCCCCCUAUGCAGCAGAAAUCGUGUCCCUUAUGAAGGGUCUUCACUGGUGCUUGGGGAGAGAAGCUUUGUGCUGGGGCCCUGCCACCUUUUGGGGUCUCACCAGUGACUGGAUCAGCCCAGGGCUCUCAGUGAAGGACCUGUGAUGCACGGUACCUUCCGGUGAGGGUUUGCAGGGGAGAGGUUUGGGAGAGCAGUCCCUCUGCAUGUCCCUGCUUGGUUUAUCCGAGGCUCCAGCUCUGCCCUAGCAAUACUGUCCUGGUUUUCACCUUUGAUUUGAAUGGUACUGGAUGGUUUGGGGGCUGUGAGUUUCCCAUGCUGCCAGCAGCUCUGUGAGGAGCAUGCAGACUAUGGCAGGGAAAGGGCUGGAGCUGCUCUGCUCCCCUAGCAAGGAGGGAUGGGGUCUUCUCUUACCAGCACUACUGGUACCUGCCCAACCAGGAACGUGGCCCUGGUGGGAUGGGGAGCACUGGUAUCUCCAAAGGGACCCGUGAGGGUCUCCUUGUCCCAUCCCUAGCUGGGACACUCAUAUCCUGAAGCAGCCUCCAUUGGCUCUCACUUGCAGGGAGCUCCCUGUCUCUGGGACAGCACUGUUAACCUCUUGUCUCCUUCCUUCCUUCCUCUUCCUUUCUGCCCCACAGCGCCAGAGCCGGGGUGAAAGAGCUGCUUUUGUAAAGCACUUUAAGGCGCAGGCAGGCACUGCACGGGCAGCUCCUGCCUCUCCCCACGGGGUGCUCUCCGGCCGGGAUGUGCCGGGAAUGCCGCCGUGGUUCGUCCAUGUGUUCCCCGUGACUUUUUGCAUAUCCAGAACUUUUACUGUUUUUUGAUGAAGAAUCAGAUCAAUAAUGUAUUUGUAGCAAACCAUUUUUCUCAAUAAAGGCAGUUUCAUCCA